AUGCCCGACGCGCGACCGCGCGCGACCAAGCACAACCUCGUCAUUCCCACCAGCCACAUCGGACUCGACGACCUUGUUGCCAAGCCUGAUGCUGUCACAGUACUUUAUCAUCUUGCUCGCCUCGCCCUCGACAGCCUCGGCCGGAGCAAGAUCAAGCCAGAAGACGGCCUUGUCGCGCCCGAUCUCCGCAUCGGCUUUCACCCGCCGCCGUUCUGCUCGCACCCACACCUCCAUCUCCACGCCAUCGAACUUCCCUUUACCAGCCACGCCAACUCGCUCCGCUUUGCCGCCAACUCGCUCCACUUUGGUUAUGUCUCGCUCGCCCAAGUCAUCGAUCUCGUCGCCGCCCGCGACGCCUCCGCCUACACCGCCGCCUCUCGACCGCCGGCGGCCAAAGUGGCUGAGGGGAAUGAGAGCGGAAGUGGAGAGAUGCUCGAGAACAAGAGGUCGACCGAGCACAGCAGCGCAGCCUCGCACUCGUCAUCCGAGUUGGUGUCGUCGACGGAAAAGGAUGUUGUCGAGGAGAAAGGCAGCAUGGGCUCCAGAGUUGUCGAGGAUAACGAGAGGCUGGCCAGGUGGAGGCGAAAGUCGCGGGCAGGCCGGCGCGGAAUCAAGAUCGCUGGAGUUGGAGCUGUUGUCAUUGCUCUAACUACUCUGAUUGUGCCGCUCGUCAUGGGCUACGCCCGCAACGGAUCCAUGAUGGGCUUGGCCUUUCCGGGCCCAGCAACGGUGGCGCUCCUUGCGCUGGCCGGACUGGUCAGCCAUCGCGCCCACCCGCUCGAGAUCUGGGUCGUUCCGGUUAUAUUCGCCUUUAUCCCCUUUGUGGCUUCCUUUACCGUUGCUGGUGGCUAUCUCCCCAUGUUUGUCUCGACCUACACCGAGCUGUACACUGGGCCGAUGCCUGCGGCGGGAAGCGCGGGCAUGGAGCGGAUGCUGGCGCCCGGCAUCUCGUGGGCGCGGCUCGAUGCCGGCUCGUACGAGGUGCUGGCCAACCACACGGCGGUGAUGAUGAAGAGAAACAGGCACGGCGAUAUUGCGCCGUGGGCUGCAGUGGCGCCGCUGGUGCCGGCGUGUGGCGCCGGAGGCUGCACCGGCCCGCGGACAGUUGUGGCCUGGAUUGUUGGCUGUCCUUCGUUUGAGUGCGACGGGCGGGUGCCCAAGCUUCCGAUCAUGACCUCGAGCGAGCACCUGGUGCGGAGCGAUAUGCGUCUGUUUGGCCGGAUCUACGGCUCGUUUGGCGCCGGCAUUGCCUCGUCGGUGGCCUCGUUUGGUCCGGACCUUGUCCUGGGCUCGAGCUUUGCCACCUUUGAGCUGACGAGCCUCGCCGAGGCACGGCUGCGAUUCGGCCUCCUUGCGCUACUCACGCCUAUUUUCUCGCCGAUGGUCACCUGCUUAAUGAUCGGUUGGGUGUGGUUCGACCUGCUCCCGCCGGACCGGGUCGGCGCCUGGGGCUAG
Molecule: messenger RNA, 1455 nt
Organism: Thecamonas trahens ATCC 50062
Lineage: Eukaryota; Apusomonadida; Apusomonadidae
Exons: 2
Coding region: 1-1455 (484 amino acids)
Source: RefSeq, a predicted model, not a curated record